AUGAAAGGUGGCAAAUUCGCCUACGGUGCGGCUGGGAUCCUCCCCCACUUUUCGGCAAAGAAGACUAUUUUUGUGGCCGUCGACUAUCGCCUUGGGUUCGACGGCUUCCUCUCCAGUCAUGACCCGGAAAUUGCUGGCAACUACGGCCUCGAAGACGUCAUUUUUGGCCUGGAAUUCGUCAAGCGAAACGCAAAACACUUUGGCGGCGACCCGGAGCGGAUCACGAUCGGAGGGGAGAGUGUGGGCGGAAGUCUGGCCGGACUAGCGGCAGCUAGCCCGAGAUCAAAGGGCCUGAUCUCCGGGGUGAUGAUGUUCUCCGGUACGUCGCUGACCAACUGGGCCGUUCGCUCAAAUUUUACGAAAGGGAAUUCCGAGAAAAUUAUCGCUCACUGUAAUUGCACCCAUUCGGAUCCGAAAAUCGUCAAAGGAUGUAUGAAAAUGAAAUCCCCGACCUGCUACCGCUCCAAUCUCUGGCUGGUGAAGUGGGACUUCCUCUGGGACUCACCCGAACGAUUGAUGUUCGAAAUUCUGCGGAUGGGCUUUACUUUGGCGACACCGGUGCGAGACGAUUUUCGGGAGAACGGGUUGCUACCCGGGGACAUUAUGGAGUUAAUAAGAAGGAACCAUCGCAACAUCAGCAUCCUGAUCAGCCACGUGGCGCAUGAAAGAGCCACAGCCUUGAAACAUACAGUUUGGCCCAGUGGCUUCCCGGCCUCCUACUACGUGAACGCGCUCGUCUACUCGCAUGGGCCGUCCGUCGGCGCAGUACGGAAAGUGAUGCGCGAUCGGUACACGCCCCUCGGCGACGUCUACGGCCCCUCGGAGACGACCAACCUCUUGACACAGUUGAUGCAGGAUGACUUCACAGCCGACGGGGAAGCCGAAGCAAAAAUAUACGCUGAAAAUGGGGCGGAUGUGCAUGUGAUCUUGAAUGAUGUUUUCGACGAGCCAACGGGAGGUCCAAACAUGAGCCUCGUCUCCGAGCAUUGCAUGGACAUGGUGUUCCUCUUCAACGAACCCCACGUCUGCAAUCCGUUGCUUGUCGUUAGUGACAUGAUGCUGCAACGCGGAAUCGCAUUUGGAAACAAACUGGCCGACAUUGUGGCCAAUUUCACGCAUCGAGGGGUAAUUCCAACAGUACAAAGAUAUUCUGAGUCGAACAUGGCGGUGAAGAGAUUCAGUUAUCAGAAUGAAGAAGUGAGCAUGUCAUCUGCCGAGAAUUUCUACUUUUGGAGGCAGUUGAUCCCGACGUUGGAGAGGAUGAAUGUCACCCUCCCCGAAGCCAUCCCAACCUGCCCUCCUCCAGUUCACGGCUGGCCAAUCCACUCGUUUGCAUUUUUGGCCUCGCUGCUGAUGCUGAACAUUAUCAUCUUUGGCGCGUUUUGCAUCUCACGGCUGCGGGUUCGAUCACAGGAGCCGCUGAAGAAA
This is a messenger RNA of Mesorhabditis spiculigera, 1428 nucleotides long. The record is from the annotation of a GenBank genome assembly. Lineage: Eukaryota; Metazoa; Nematoda; Chromadorea; Rhabditida; Rhabditidae.